AUCAUCAACAUCAAUUAAAAAUCCGAAGCCGCGCUCAGCUCCUGGCCAGCAGAUACUGAUUUCAUCUCAUCUCUCCAUCGUUGGUUUCAUUCCGGAGUCCGAAAGCUUGGCCUCGGUGUCAUUCCGGAAGAUGUUGGUCGCAGAUGGUUCGUAGAACAUCGUGAGCAUUCCCAACCAGGCAGCUGCUAAGCUUUUGUUAUCCACAAAAGACAUCGAAACAGUUCCCUUCUUUGGGUUUGGGAAGGAGUGACAAUGGUGGUCUUGGCUUCUCUGCAGUCAAUGCCCACUGCAUGCCCUCAUAAGACAUCAUCAUCAUCAAUAUCAUCUUCCAAGUUACUGAGUAGGAGCUUCCUUACAAGGCGUUUUGCAGCCUCAUUCAUUGGUCCAUCGAUUGUGGGUACGUUUCUUUCUUUCUUCCCCAAUUCAACACCACCUUCAGUUCAUUCUGCAGUUGCCCAGCAACUAUUUGAUGAAUUUCAGCAAGAAGAAGAUCGUGCUGUUCGCCUCUUCGAGGAAUCUUCACCAUCAGUUGUUUUCAUUGAAGACAUCGAAAUAGCCAAAAGUCCCAAGAGCUCUAGUGAAUUUGUACUUAAUGAUGAAGAAAAUGCAAAAGUUGAAGGGACAGGUUCAGGCUUCAUUUGGGAUAAGUUUGGUCACAUUGUUACUAAUUAUCAUGUCAUCGCAAAAUUGGCGACAGAUAGAAGUGGAUUACAACGUUGUAAGGUAUUUGUAGUAGAUGCAAGCAGAAACAGUUUUUCCAGGGAAGGCAAGCUUAUCGGUUUUGAUCCAGCGUAUGAUCUGGCUGUUCUGAAGAUUGAUGUUGAAGGGGAUGAAUUAAAGCCAGUUAUUCUUGGCACUUCUCAUGAUAUACGUGUAGGUCAGAGCUGCUUUGCCAUUGGAAACCCUUACGGUUUUGAAAACACUUUAACAACUGGGGUGGUCAGUGGAUUAGGUAGGGAAAUACCCUCACCAAAUGGAAGAGCCAUUCGAGGAGCUAUACAAACAGAUGCUGCAAUUAAUGCUGGAAAUUCAGGUGGCCCAUUGAUUGAUUCAUAUGGUCAUGUUAUUGGAGUUAAUACAGCCACCUUUACUCGCAAAGGUACUGGAGCAUCCUCUGGUGUCAACUUUGCAAUACCAAUAGACACAGUUGUGCGGACAGUACCUUACUUGAUUGUGUAUGGAACCCCCUACAGUGACAGCUCUGUAUUUCCCUUUUUCCUGCUUGGGACAGUCAUCUUCGGUGCACUGGUUAUAGUAAUGAGAUAUCCAAAGCAUUUUUUCUUUUUUCCUUAUUUGAUCUUCGAAAAAAGAUUCUGAAUUUUCCUGUCACUGUUUGAAUCCAUCAUUUUAGUGCUUGCAAAGUUUUUUUUGUUUGUUUGUAGCUAAGCUAGUGCCAAACAAUGUGUAGAGAUGCAGUAAUUUGAUGUAUAAAAUAGUGUUUAUUUAGUUUAGUUGAAUUACUUAAAUGCGCUAAAUAUAUGCAAUUUAAA
Molecule: messenger RNA, 1490 nt
Organism: Malania oleifera
Lineage: Eukaryota; Viridiplantae; Streptophyta; Magnoliopsida; Santalales; Ximeniaceae
Product: protease Do-like 5, chloroplastic
Exons: 9
Coding region: 253-1317 (354 amino acids)
Biological process (GO): proteolysis
Molecular function (GO): serine-type endopeptidase activity
Source: RefSeq, a predicted model, not a curated record